Molecule: messenger RNA, 1689 nt
Organism: Ricinus communis (castor bean)
Lineage: Eukaryota; Viridiplantae; Streptophyta; Magnoliopsida; Malpighiales; Euphorbiaceae
Exons: 5
Coding region: 365-1492 (375 amino acids)
Biological process (GO): RNA processing
Molecular function (GO): protein binding
Source: RefSeq, a predicted model, not a curated record
AACCGAGUUUUAUUGGAAGGAGUUAUCGACCAAAGAAGUUGGCUGCUGCUGCCAAUACAAAUGGAUGAAGGCAGAGAGAUUCAGGAGCUUUCUGGAAUAAUUGAUCAGGCUUUUUAACAAAACAACAAAAGUUGAUAUUUUUCUCUUCCAACGAGAUCAAGCCUCUCUCCACCACAGAAAAUAAAUGCAAUAAAUAAGAGACUAAAAGAAAAGACAAGUAAAACCAAAUUCCACAUCAAACACUUGCUCUUUCUUAUAAAAGAGGUGAUCUUUUCUUUUUCAUCUUUUGUCUGUCUAAAUUGCUACUUUCAACAACUGGGUCGUCAUUGCAUUUGAUUGCAUCUCGAAAGGAAUUAUAGCCAUAAUGCUGCUGCGGAGCUCUUCAACACCAGUUCUUGGAUCUCUGCUUUCAUCUUUCUCAGACAGCCCCAACAACAACAACAACAAUCACCACCAUCAGAGCCUUAACAAAUCCCCAUUUCAUCACCAUCAUAUUGGAUGUGUAAAUCAAAUUACAAUUAAUUCUUGCAGCUCCUCUCCUAUCUCUCCCUCCAUUGCUGAAUUCUCUGACUAUAAUUCUCGUAGAGGUCUUCGCCGAGCUCACUCUGAAGGGAACUUAGAAGAACUUGCUUUUUCUUCCUGCAAUAGUAAUAGCAAUGCAGAUUGCCCAAUUUCAAGCCAACCCAAGAAGAUUUCAGGAAGACAGAAGUGCUUGAUGUUGGAAACUAUACCGUCCUUUUCACUUUGCAAUUUGAGAAGCCGAUUUGAAGAAGAAGAAGAAGGAUAUGAUGAUGGUGGUAGUGAUAUGGUUGAUGAGGAAGAGAGUAUGCAAGUGGCAGAAAAUAGUGGCUUAAGUACUAAGAUGGGGAACAUGGUUUUGAGUAGUGAGCAAUUGGGACUAGUUAUGGAGAGAAGUUGGAAUAUGGGGUUUGAAGAGGAAAGAGGGUUGAUUAGUGAAGAGAUGCAUCUUGCUAGGGGACUAGGAAUUGAUGGCGGUACCAGUGAUAGGAAUGGUACAGGUAAUUUUGGUGGUGGUGGUGGUGGUGGUGGUGGCCGCGAUGAGUUUCAUUGGACAGAUGGAGAUGGUGGAGACAUGCAAGGAACAGAGGAGUACUAUAAGAAGAUGUUGCAGGAAAACCCUGGCAACCCUUUGUUUCUCAGGAAUUAUGCUCAAUUUCUGUAUCAGACAAAGAGAGAUCUUCAAAGAGCAGAGGAGUAUUACUCGAGAGCUAUCUUAGCAGAUCCUAAAGAUGGAGACAUUCUGUCGCAAUAUGCAAAGUUAGUAUGGGAGCUACAUCAUGAUCUAGAUAAAGCUUCAAGCUACUUCAAAAGGGCAGUUCAAGCUUCUCCUGAAGAUAGCCAUGUACAUGCAGCAUAUGCUAGCUUCUUGUGGGAAACAGAGGAAGAUGAAGAUGAGAGUGUUGUGCCAAGAGAUUUUGACGCCAUGCCCCCCCAUUUCUAUGAAGGUCUAAUGGCUUCCACAAGUGCUUGAUUGAAGCUCUUGAGCGAAGAUCAAGAGUUUGACAAGUGAAACACAGCUUAUCUAGGCUUCUUACCUCCCAUGGAAAAAUGGAGAAAAAAUGAGCUGUUCUGUUGUGUAGGAAAAAUGUAGAUCUUCGUUUUCCAAUAUGAAAUUGCCCCACAAGCAAUAGCUCAAACGGAAUAAGAUUCAGUUUAAUGAUUAUGAAA